UGAGCCCGGCCCAGUUAAAGAUCCAUGUGCACACGAACCACCAGAAAAACCAGAUGCGGAUAGAAAGGCGGUUGUGGAGCGCGUAGAGAGAGGCGGUCGGUGUUUGUUUCUGUUUUCUAAAACCAUUCGCGAGCUAGCGAGACGAAGAAGAAGAUCGAAGAACAGCAACAAUAAGGAGGAAAGAAGAUAUUGUAUUAGGCUGAAGCUAUGGCGUCUAUUUGCCUCUCUUUAUGCUCGACUUCGAAACCCUUAGUGGUGCCUCCUAAAUCGGCAGCCGGAGUUGCUUCUUCUUCUUCUUCGUCUUCACCGAGCUGCCAUGGUUGCCGUUGCUCUCUCGUUUUCUCCACGCCGAUUUUUGGUUCCGGAAGAAUGAUUUCUUCUACUAGCAGCAAUACCAGUCGGAGCAGGCGACAAAAGCAAGUGGUUUGUAUGGCACCAGAUGAAGAAAAAUUGACUCGCCGCAAUCCUCUUGAUUUUCCUAUCGAGUGGGAAAGGCCCAAGCCUGGGCGCAGACCUGAUAUAUUUCCUCAGUUUAGCCCCAUGAAAACACCUAUACCACCCCCAUUGCCAUAUGAUCCUCCAGAAGAAGAUGAAGAAGAAGAGGAAGAAAAAAAGAAAGAGGAGGAGGAGGAGGAUCCUGAAAAGGAGGAAGAACCAGACAAGCCUGAGAAGCAGUAGUGUCUAUCAUAUUCAAUUUCUUUUUGGUUCUCUAUGUAAACUCCACCGAGUUUUUGAUUAGUUUACAUCUAGCUUUAAGUGCUGAUAAUAGGAAGUGGAUGAAAUGCAAUAAUCCUCAUCCAGGAAGAAUUUUUGUAAUGGCUGUUGUUGCCCACUUUGAGCUGAAAGGAUCUUGCAAACCUCCUUUUGGACUUAUUAAAGGCUAGAGUUUCAUGAGUA
Molecule: messenger RNA, 897 nt
Organism: Jatropha curcas
Lineage: Eukaryota; Viridiplantae; Streptophyta; Magnoliopsida; Malpighiales; Euphorbiaceae
Source: RefSeq, a predicted model, not a curated record